GAUUACGAAUGGAGGAUAUAGUAAUUGGUGUUGAUUGCUUGAGUUAGGGUUAUAAUUCUUUUUAAAUACCUAAAUAAGCUAUUUUCAAUGUUUAAGAUGACUGCCCACGACCAGAUUCGAGCGAUGUUGGAUCAGUUAAUGGGAACAGGAAGGAAUGCACUCACGGAACAAAGAGGGACAGCACAACUAACAUGAAAAUAUAUAGAGCUGUAGCAAACCGUGAGAAUAACAAAUUCCAAGUGAAGUUCUCUGACCAAAAGGUUUGCAAGAGCUUUCUUCUUGGAUGUUGUCCGCACGAGAUCCUCUCAUCCACGCGCAUGGAUCUUGGUGAAUGCCCCAAAAUUCAUGACUUGGCAUUGCGUGCUGAUUUCGAAAAUGCAAGUCGUACCAAGGAUUAUUUCUACGACAUUGAUGCCAUGGAGCACCUGCAGGCCUUCAUCGCGGACUGCGACCGCCGCACGGAGCUGGCCAAGCAGCGGCUGGCGGACACGCAGGAGGAGCUGUCCGCGGAGGUGGCCCAGAAGGCCAACAAGGUGCACGAGCUGGCCGAGCAGAUUGGCAAGAAGCUGGCGCGCGCCGAGCAACUGGGCGCAGACGGCUUCGUCGAGGAGAGCAUGAAGCUCAUGGAAGAGAUAGAGGACCUGCGAAAGAGAAAGGUGUCGGCAGAGAGCGAGUAUCGCAACUCGAUGCCGGCCAGCAGCUACCAGCAGCAGAAGCUUCGCGUAUGCGAGGUGUGUUCCGCGUACCUGGGCAUCCAUGAUAACGACCGCCGAUUGGCCGAUCACUUCGGGGGCAAGUUGCACCUCGGCUUCAUCAAGAUCCGCGAGAAGCUGGGCGAGCUCGAGAAGACGGUGGAGGAGCGGCGGCAGCAGAAGAAGCAGGACGCGCGAGACCGUGAGAGGGAGAGGGACCGCGAGAGGGAGCGCGAGAGGGAGGACCGGGAGCGCAGCCGGCUCCGGGACCGGGAGAAGGCGAUGCUGGGCAGCACGAGCCGGGACGAGCGGGAGCGAAGCCGCAAGCGCAGUGGCAGCCGUGGACACGGCACCAAGCGCUCGCGCUCGCGUAGCAAGUCCCACAGCUCCAGGUCGCACAGGUCUCGCAGUGGGAGUCGUGGCAGACAGGCCCGCGCUCAGCGCUCGCGCUCAGGGGAAAGGCGCCGCGACCGCUCCCGGGACACCAAGAAGGAAAGAUGAGCUCCGUCAACCACAUCCACGUCUCUGUGUUAACCCUCUGUCUGUUUCUCUGUACAAGUCUCCUCUCCGCUAGCAGCACACACCUUUUGUAAUAUACGUGUAUGGAAACUAGGUAUUGUGUUGGUGGAUUUGAUUGACCGGCAAGUGUAUUAUUGUAUGUGCUCACUUUGGUGUCGUAAUAAAAAACAUUAUAAAUUC
Messenger RNA from Bacillus rossius redtenbacheri, 1391 nucleotides. RefSeq names its product putative RNA-binding protein Luc7-like 1. Gene Ontology annotation, cellular component: U1 snRNP; U2-type prespliceosome. NCBI's taxonomy places the organism in Eukaryota, Metazoa, Arthropoda, Insecta, Phasmatodea, Bacillidae. The transcript is spliced from 8 exons. Gene Ontology annotation, molecular function: mRNA binding. The record is from RefSeq and is a predicted model, not a curated record. The coding region runs from base 192 to 1193 and encodes 333 amino acids. Gene Ontology annotation, biological process: mRNA splice site recognition.